GGCCUCCGUCGGCGCGGCGCCCGACCAGGCCAAUGGGCUCGCGCUCUGCCGCGGGGACGUCAAACGCCUCCGCCUGCGCCGUCUGCGUCGCGGCGUCGUUUGGAGACGCGGAGCGGGCCUGCCCGAUGGACACGGCCGCCGUCUACCGCGACGCCUGCGUCCUCCGCUUCACUAGCUUCCGGUUCCUCGACUUCCUCAGAGAGGACCAGUGGCUUGCCUCGGAACUGAAUGCUGUGAUCUACGCGGACCCGGGGAGCGUCACCAACGCUCCGGCUGCGUGGUUCAGCGCCGCCUUGACGGGGAUCUUCAGCGCCCUCGUCAACCGCGCGGUCGCGGCGGCGCCGAGCAACUCGACGAGGAAGUACUUUGCAACGGCGGAGAUGGACUUCGACCCCAAGCUCUACGGGCUCGCGCAGUGCGCGCCGGACCUGACGCCGGCGCAGUGCCGGGACUGCCUUGGGAACCUCGUCGCGGUGGUGACGACGCAGUUCCUGAAAAGGCGGGCCCCCGGGACCAGCGCUUUCGUGGUGUGGUGCUCCCUGAGGUACAGCGGCGUAUCGCCGGUCUUCGAGGGCUGGGCGAUGCUGCAGCUCACUGCGCCACCGGAGCCACCACCAGAGGCCACACUCGCGCCUCCUGCUUCAGAGUCCGGAGCAGGGACGAAAAGGAGUAGAGCCGGAAUCUCUGCUGGCAUCUCUUGUUCCGUUGUGUUGAUGUUGAUCCUUUCAGUUUUUUUCUUCAUUCGCUUCAGGCGAAGGAUUAAGGCGGGCACAGAGUGA
Panicum virgatum (switchgrass) is the source of this 779-nucleotide messenger RNA. RefSeq names its product cysteine-rich receptor-like protein kinase 6. The record is from RefSeq and is a predicted model, not a curated record. The transcript is spliced from 3 exons. NCBI's taxonomy places the organism in Eukaryota, Viridiplantae, Streptophyta, Magnoliopsida, Poales, Poaceae. Bases 33 to 779 code for a protein of 248 amino acids.